AUGAGAAGCGGUGGUGGUAGCGGCAACAACUGCAGAAACAAAACAUCCAGCAUUUCGAGAAACAGUUGGUUGGUCCGACAACAACUGGACAUCGGACGUGGAGACGAGAAGAUCUGCUACCUCGCCGACCUCACUGACCGUUUCAACAUCAUCCGCAAAAUUGGCAGCGGUACUUUCGGCAGUGUUUUCCUGGCUCUUCGACUUAACGAUCAAAAGAAAGUCGCUCUAAAAAAAUUAGCCAAAGACAAAACAAAGAUAGAAGAUUUCUGCAUUGAAUUUCGAUACGGUCGACUCUUCUCGAGACAUCCUGGCGUUCUCGAAACUUUCUCCACUGCCUACGUCACCAAUGCCUGGUUUGUUCUGGUGCACGAGUACGCUCCUAUGAGCGAUUUGUUGAGGUUGGUGCCACCGCGGGUCGGUCUGCCCGAGGUGGCCGUCAAGUCGGUCAUGAGGCAGUUGGUGGGGGCCGUGCAGUACGUCCAUGAAGCUGGAGUCGUCCAUAGGGACCUCAAACUUGAAAAUAUUUUAGUUUUUCAAAACGUGACUCGAGUCAAACUCGGAGAUUUCGGUGUGGCGAGAAAGGUGGGCACGAAGGUGUGCAAGGUGUGCGAGGGAACGACCUACACGCCCCCAGAAAUCUGCUUCCUCACCCGCCACUCGCACUACAAGGUCCUCAAAUCUGCCGAUGUGUGGUCCGCUGGGGUACUCGUCUUCUGCCUCAUGACAGGUAGCUUCCCCUGGCAGCAAGCCGACAUCAACAGAGAUCCCUUGUUUCAGAGUUUUGCACGGUGGCAGUCCAAAAAAUCGGCCACAGUUCCUGAGCACUGGAAGCGAUUCAGCCCAUCCCUACAGAAACUUUUCCACAGAUUUCUCGACCCUAGACCAGAAAAACGGCCGGAAGUUUCAUCACUUUCUCGCUAUCUGAACUCCAGAUGG
Messenger RNA from Helobdella robusta, 936 nucleotides. RefSeq lists its product as hypothetical. Gene Ontology annotation, molecular function: protein serine/threonine kinase activity; ATP binding. The transcript has 3 exons. NCBI's taxonomy places the organism in Eukaryota, Metazoa, Annelida, Clitellata, Rhynchobdellida, Glossiphoniidae. Gene Ontology annotation, biological process: peptidyl-serine phosphorylation; peptidyl-threonine phosphorylation. The annotation marks the transcript as partial. The record is from RefSeq and is a predicted model, not a curated record.